GGCGGGACAGGGGCUCCAGUUGGCCCACUUGCGGCUGGAGAUUGUUUUGUGGGUUUGCGGCCGAAGCGCGUUUUUUGUUUUUUGUCAAUUAAAAAAAAAAAAUCCGAUGAUUUUUUGCUGAGGCCUUGGAGAGGGAGCAGGCCGCUUGUUCUUGGUGUAUUCUUGUUGUCAUCACCGGGACACAAUCGUGCGACAUGAGGGUGAAAGUGAUGGCGGCGGACGCCGACUUCCAGCCCGAGCUGAGCACCGCCGGCUGCAGGUUGACGGUGGUGAAGUUCACCAUGAAAGGGUGUGGACCGUGUGUGCGAAUAGCUCCGGCUUUCAGUGCAUUGAGUUCCAAAUACCCACAUGCUGUUUUUCUGGAAGUUGAUGUGCAUCAAUGUCAGCAAACAGCAGCAGCCAAUAACAUCACUGCAACGCCAUCUUUUUUGUUCUUCCGAAAUAAAGUGAAAAUUGAUCAACUUCAUGGAGCAGAUGCCAACGGAUUGGAAGAGAAAAUUAAGCAACAUCUAGAAAAUGAUCCUGGAAUUGAAGAUUUGGACAUUCCAAGAGGAUAUAUGGAUCUGAUGCCAUUUAUAAAUAAGACUGGGUGUGAAUGUCUUAAUGAAAGUGAUGAAUAUGGAUUUGAUAACUGUCUACUAAAAGACACAACGUAUUUGGAAUCUGAUUGUGAUGAACAACUUCUUGUGACAAUAGCAUUUAACCAACCGGUCAAGCUUUACUCGAUGAGGCUUCAGGCUCCUGAAAACGGCCGUGGACCCAAGUUUGUGAAAAUAUUUACCAAUUUGCCACGUUCAUUUGAUUUCGAUGAUGCUGAAAGAAGUGAACCAACCCAAACAGUGGAGUUAACACCUGAGGAUGUUAAAGAAGACGGAGUCAUCCCACUGCGCUAUGUCAAAUUUCAGAAUAUUAAUAGUGUAACGCUUUUUAUCAAAUCCAACCAAGGUGAUGAGGACACCACAAGGAUUAACUAUCUUGCAUUUAUCGGAACACCUGUACAAACAACAAAUAUGUUGGACUUUAGGCGGAUUGCUGGAAAGAAAGGAGAAAGUCACUAACUGAAUGAAGAAAAAAACUGGGUAUGCAUUGAUAGGACCGCACUUGGCCAACAUUGUAUUUUCAGGAUCCUUGUAAUAUCAUCAAUACCAUGACUCUUGACUUGGUUCUCUUGGUUCCAGACAUGCAAGCAAAUCAUUGUUGAGUUCAAAUAUUUUGUGGAUUAUUCUUGAAUGUAAUGAACUGAUUUAAUUAUUUUCUGGCCAAUGAGAAAAUCAUCCUGGAUGUCUCCUUGGAAUGCACCUGGAAGUUAGAGUUGUGCACUUAGCCUUGCUGUAACUAGCCAACCUAAAUGCGGUGAAACUAUUCAGAUCUUCACAUGGAUUCCAAUGGUGAGCAGGGAGCUGUUCCCCUAAAUUUAACAACUACUAAAAUGAUUACGUUUGUUGUCUGUCAACUCUAUUGCAAAUAGUGUUGGAUAAUUAAAAUAAUGUUUACCUAA
Leucoraja erinaceus (little skate) is the source of this 1498-nucleotide messenger RNA. RefSeq names its product thioredoxin-like 1 (gene txnl1). The transcript is spliced from 8 exons. The record is from RefSeq and is a predicted model, not a curated record. Lineage: Eukaryota; Metazoa; Chordata; Chondrichthyes; Rajiformes; Rajidae. Bases 195 to 1058 code for a protein of 287 amino acids.